Molecule: messenger RNA, 2055 nt
Organism: Gadus chalcogrammus (walleye pollock)
Lineage: Eukaryota; Metazoa; Chordata; Actinopteri; Gadiformes; Gadidae
Product: lanC-like protein 3
Exons: 5
Coding region: 3-1226 (407 amino acids)
Biological process (GO): peptide modification; carbohydrate metabolic process
Cellular component (GO): plasma membrane
Source: RefSeq, a predicted model, not a curated record
UGAUGGAAAACAACCUAUGUUUUCUCAACCCCUUCUCCGACUACAAAGGUGCGCUGCACUCAAGCCGAGGCACCGCGGCCAUCGUGUCCACGGUCACUGCCACUGUGGAUAUCAUCCUGAAACAGGUUCCUCUCGACCCUGGCGACUACGACGGCGGGCUGUACGACGGUCCUGCGGGUGUGGCGUACAUGUUAUUCCAUGUCGCGGAAUGCGCGUUGUUUUCCGAGCAGAGAGAUGCGUAUCUCGAGACAGCGAAGCGAAUCAUCGACGCCUCCGUCAGACACGUGGACGCCGACCGAGACGUAAACACGCGGGCCGCCUUUCUUCUCGGCGGGGCUGGGAUUUACGCGGUGGCAGCGAUGAUCUAUAAAGCCAUGGGGCUGGCUGAGUUUGUUAAACCCCUGGCCAAAUUUUGUAACCUGUGGGAGGUUUACGCGCCCAUUAAUUUCCUUGAGUGUGGCUCAGAUGAACUGUUCGCAGGCCGGACGGGUUACCUGUGUGCUGCCCUCGUUCUCAAACAGAAGCUUGGCUUCGAGAUUCUUAGAAAGGAACAAAUUAAAGCUAUAUGCCACGCCAUCAUUGAUUCUGGAAAACAAUAUGCAAAGAAAAAGAGAAAACCCUUUCCGCUAAUGUACUCAUAUUAUGGAACAGAAUACCUAGGUGCAGCGCACGGCCUCUCCGCUGUGCUCCAGAUGCUUCUGAGCCACCACGAGGUGCUCAGCCGGCCUGAGAGGGACCUGGUGUGGCAGAGCGUGGACUUCCUCAUGACCCAGGAGCAGAACUGCAACUGGCCCGCCGAGCUGGGAGCCAUCAUCCAGAGGGAGAACCAACUGGUGCACUGGUGCCACGGCGCCCCGGGCGUGGCGUACCUGUUUGCUAAAGCCUAUCUGGUCAACAACAAGCCCCAGUACCUGGACACGUGCAUCCGCAGCGGGGAGCUGGUGUGGCAGAAGGGCCUGCUGAAGAAGGGACCAGGGAUCUGUCACGGAGUGGCCGGCAGCGCCUACGUCUUCCUCAUGCUCUACCGGCUCACUGGGAACUCCAAAUACAUCUACCGCGCUCAGAGGUUUGCUGAAUUCCUGUUCUCGAAGGAGUUUAAGGCAGGCUCGUGCUCGGUAACCCGUAGUUACAGCCUGUUUGAGGGGUUAUCGGGUACCGUCUGUUUCCUGGUGGAUCUCCUGCAGCCCGACCAAUCAGAAUUCCCGCUUUUCAGCAUCUUUGUGUAAAUGGCCCAAGUCAUGUGACAUUCAGUUAACAGACUCCACCCAUUUGUGUUUUUACUUCUCGUAAUAGAAUGCAUUAAAUAUUUAGGAACGUUAUAAAUACAUAGUGUAUAUAGUUAAAAACAUAUAAUUUCAUACAAACACAAUCAUACCAUAAUCUAUGAAUUAAAUAAAUCCACAGAAUAAGAAUAUAGUCCAUAAUUUCAGAUGGCCUGUAAUAUAAUACAGGUCAUUAUCAUUAUGAAGUAUUAUUAUUACUAAGUAUAAUAAUUAGUAACACAGAGUCAAGAGAAACAUACUUACUCCAGGCGGAGUAAGUAUGAACCCUAUUAUCUAGUUCCUCUUUGUUGUUAACCUUUUGCCUGGCAUGAACCGGUCACGAGAAAGCAGUGACCCUUAGGUAUAUAUCUGCUUGGAAAAUAUUUGUGUAAAUAUUUCCCACCUCUGAUGUAAGGUCAAACUGCCUAACAGAGGGGGUGCAACUGUGCCCCCCUUUCCCUAGUAGCCCCCUGGGGAGGGUCUGAAACUGCUCAGGCCCUCUGCUACAGAAGAAAAUUAUGCAUAACAUAUUUAAUUUCUAGCCGGGAUAUGUUUUUCUUUUUUAGUUGGCGUUUGGAAAGUUAUAAUAGCGAAUCUGCUUUAAUAAACAGUUCCCCAAUGCUAUUCGGGCCUGCUGUGUGCAUUGUCAGAAAGAGCAUAGCCUAUUUAUAUCCUAAACAUGUGCUGUGUUGUUGUUUUUUUAGCUGCAUCUUGCAUAAUUAAGAUGAAUAAAUUCGAUGUUGUGAAUGUAUUUGCUUCAAUCAGUUGCAUUUCAUUAUGAAAUAAAUAGUGU